Epinephelus moara (kelp grouper) is the source of this 1995-nucleotide messenger RNA. Its product is annotated as heterogeneous nuclear ribonucleoprotein C. Gene Ontology annotation, molecular function: RNA binding. The transcript is spliced from 7 exons. Gene Ontology annotation, cellular component: nucleus. Lineage: Eukaryota; Metazoa; Chordata; Actinopteri; Perciformes; Serranidae. The record is from RefSeq and is a predicted model, not a curated record. The coding region runs from base 151 to 780 and encodes 209 amino acids.
AUCACAGCAGUUAGCCAAACGGCAGCCUGAACACACACACACACAGGCACACACACAUUCACACACACACAGCAAGAGUGAGGACGUAAAAAGAGAGAGUUGCAAGAGAGACGAAAAGAAAUCCUCUCCUGGUUGUUUUGCAUUCCUGAUAUGACCCUGUUCAGCCCAAGAUACAUGAGCAUGAGUGGAGAGUUGAAGUCCAGCCGCUCCAGGGCAGCAAGUAAGAGGGCCAGCAACACCACUUAUGGAUCUGAAUUCGACCUGGACUAUGACAGCUACCACGAGGACUACUAUGACAGGGUGUAUGACUAUCAGCGUGUGCCGGCGUCCCUGUCUCCUCUGCCGCUGGGACCAAGUCUGGCCAAGCGACCCCGUUCCUCCUCCUACUCCACUGGGCACAGACGCAGUCGAGACAGAACCCACUCCAAAAGCUCCAGAGCCCACUCCACUAGUUCAACCACAGCCAAGUUGGGCAUGGAGGAGUUGCAGGUGAUUAAAAAGGAGCUGACUCUGAUAAAGACACAGAUCGAUGGGCUGCUUGACAGUCUUGACAGGAUGGACACACAGAGGAAUGACCACAAAGGGUCUCCCCUGAGAGAGGACAGUCCAGCUGGCUCACCGUACGCUCUGUCUGCCAGCAGCCCCGAGCACUCCCUCUCCUCCCUCUCUCCACCCAGCUCCCGCCAUCGAAUCCACAGGGAGGACCCUGACCUGAGGGAGCCUGAUGAUGACAACCACACGAUGAGCAACCACAGCUCUGACCCCGAAGAGGAAAUAUGAGGGAGGAACAAGAGAAGACGUAGAAGACAUGGAUUAAGUGCCAAACAUGGAGGAAAAGAACAACAACCGUCAAGCCAACUCUCAUAUCAGUGGCUCAACUCCCCUCCAACAGGGUGUACAUAUCAGAUAACAUAUUACAUUUAAGUGUAUCACAGCAGCUUCUUUUCUGUGACCAUACUUCUAAGUCAAACUGAAACACAAGUGACUUAUAUACACCAGGUACACACACAUCUGAUUGAGAAGAAUUUGUCAGACUAAAGGAGUGACAGACAGAGUAAUUAUAACGAACAACUGGAAGCACGGAGGUGAAUUUAACUUUUUAUAAUCCGCCCUAAGUAGGCAUUCCUAUUAUAUGAUAUGAGAGUUUGCACCAAUGCCAAUAUUUCAGUAUUAAUCCAAAUGAGACAAAAGGGUUCUCUGAUUAAAACACUGUGUAAGGAGCUUACCACUUUAUCUCAUCCACAUUAAAAGCCUUUUUCUAAAACAGGCAGCACAUGCCACUAUCACACUGUACAUACAGUAAUAAUCUAUGUGUAGUCAGUGGGUUCUGCACCAUGUUUCUGCUGUUUCACCAGUUUCUCCCCAGAACAAAACUCUCACAUCUUUAAUUAGAUAAUGUAAACCAUGCAAACAGCCUACUUAAGAUUUAUUAUUUUCAGAAUAAGUUGAAUAUUGUGUAUAUGUACUGUAAAAUGAAAGUUCCCUCUGUGGAUCUCAAAGUAUUUUGACUUGUGACAACAAAAGAAAUGUGUAAACUCUCAAAUAUGAUCUUUCAGCAGGGCUCUUUGUUGACGCCUGACUCACUUUUUGUCUUUAUUUUAUACUUCUAAACACAGUUUAGCUAGUCAAAGUACUGUAAAUUGCAGUAAUUCUUAAGAAACUGAAUAAUCACACUGAUCAUCAGGAGAUAAACUGGUUGUUUUCUGCUCUGUCUCUGAGUGUGACUCUACUUCAUAUCUAUUACAAGAAUGUUACAGCUCUCUUCCCCCAUGUAUUUGGCACUUGUGAGACAUGCAAAGGCCCAGGUCAGUGUGUAAUAUUGUGUAUUAUUGUAAACUUUACUGUAAUUGUUGAACUGUCUGAUUUUAAUCUUGAUUUAGGACUUCUCACAUUUUUUUUUUUUAAGAAAACGAUGUUAUUCCUAUGGUGUUACAUGUUUUUGUUUGCAUUCUUAAGAUAAGCCAAGUGGAAAUACUCAUUGUCACAGUAGUAAAA